GCAGGUUCAGUUCAGGAAACGCUCGCUGGUUUCCACCUGCAGACAAGAAGCCACAAGGAGCCGGAGAGCCUCGAGACUGACUCAGUCUCAGUGGGAAAUAAGAAAUAUAUUUAUAUUUUUAAGGACUUCUUCCGGUGAACAGCGAUGGUUUGCGGCGGGUUUGUUUGCACCAAGAACGCACUCUGCGCUCUCAACAUCCUCUACGUUUUGGUGAGUCUCCUGCUGAUCGGAGUGGCCGCCUGGGGGAAAUGGUUCGACCUGGUCUCCAGCAUCAGGGUGGUGGCGGGGGUCAUCGGCGUGGGCAUCUUCCUGUUCCUGGUGGCCUUUGUGGGGCUGUGCGGUGCUGUGAAGCACCACCAGGUCCUGCUCUUCUUCUACAUGAUAAUCCUGUUCACAGUGUUCGUCGUGCAGUUCUCCGUGUCCUGUGCUUGUCUGACCCUGAAUAAAGACCAACAGAACAAUCUGCUGGAGGUUGGAUGGAACAAAUCGGAGGACACUCAAAAGGACAUCGAGAAAACACUGAACUGUUGCGGCUUCUCUUCAUUUUCCUACAAUGGCACCUGUGCAGCUAGAUGCUUUCACAGAAAUCCUCCGCCGACUUGUAACACUUGCUCGAACACUAUCCAGGAGUAUGCAGGAGAGGUGCUGCGGUUUGUGGGUGGUAUCGGACUCUUCUUCAGCUUCACAGAGAUUCUUGGAGUCUGGCUUGCCCACAGAUACAGAAAUCUCAAAGAUCCUCGAUCAAACCCUGGAGCCUUUCUAUAACCACUCAGUUUAAUAAACCAAAAAGAUUGCACUGCUAAUCAUAGUUUCUCUUUUUAACUCUGUAAAUCACAGUCAUCUGGACAUUUAUAACAUUUAAAGUGAGGCUGUGACUUUUGCCGAUGACGGUAAAGUGUUGUGUAACAGUAACACAGCGAAAGAGAAGACAGUCUUGAAGCCAGCUACACAGCAUCCAUCUAAAUACCGCUAACAGCCAACAUUAGCCAACGAAACUUCUAAGUCUAUUGAAUUGGGCAAAGGUUGGUUUUGUUGCUCACAAAUUCAACUGCCUCACUUAAAAUGUGCUGCUCGAUUACUUUCAUUAAAAUGAUGCAGUUUUUGUUGCUGUAAAUAUUUAUUGCCUUCCUUUAAAGGAAUAGUUUGACAUUUAGGGAAAUAAAUUUGCCAAGAGUUAGAGGAGGUGAUUGGCACCACUGUUGAGUGCAGUAAAUUUAAAGCCACCACCAGCAGCUGCUCAGCUUAGCUUAGCAUAAUGACUGGAACUGGGUUGAAACAGGAGGAGUCUAUGUUCCCCAGUUCAGUAUUCUGUGAGGACACAUUAACUCUCCUCUUGUGUUCAUGCCACUUUCUUGUCACUCUUUAUCCCUAAAAUAGUUACUCUGCAUAUUAAUACAUCAAGGCAUAUCAGACAAAGAGCCAUUAAUACAUUAAAACUAGUCCAUACCCAUUGAGUGCACAGUUGCCCACGUACAGUUUUACAUGGUGUGUGUUUGGGAUACAGGUCAUAGGAAACUGCAGAUUAAAUAAGUCAACUGAACACAUUAAGAAGAGCAAUGUAUUCAGACAGAGUUUUUGUGAAUUUGAUAGUACGAUUGCCAUUUUUAAGCAUUUUUCUGUUGUUAUAGCGCCACCCAGUUACCAAUUAGAGUUAAAUUUCUCCAGUCACCUUGAGGCGUCCUGUUCUACAUAUCUACCAAGUUUAGUAAAAAUCCAUAUGGCAGUUAGGCCUAGAUAAGAAAUUAGCUCUCUAGCGCCCCCAUUUUGUUUGAUGGGGUCAAUAAUGGAGGGGUCCCCUCAGAUUAUGUGUGGUCAUAUGCCUACAAAGUUGCGUUGUGAUGGGUGAAACCCUUGAGAUGUUAUACACCUUUAUGUGAUGAGCCACGCCCUCCGCAAUAUUCAUUGCCUUACAGAAGCUCAGUUUUAGUAAGUUUUCCAACUUUUGCCAAGAGGGAACUUUAGAUAUUGGUCCCUAGAUUAUGUUCACCCAGUUUCAUGCAGAUCGCUCAGACUUCCUAGGAAGAGAUCGAUUUUAAGUGUUUUUCAAAAAAUUCAAAAUGGUGGAAAAUCUAUAUAUCUGGAAGUUAUGGGUUCUGGAGGCAAAUUUGCUCCUCAUGAGGAGAGGCAUCUCUGUGCAAAGUUUCACGUCUCUACAGCAUACGGGGCAUGAGAUAUGCCCAUUCAAAGUUUGCAAUUUCAAUCGGUUGCUAUAGCGCCCCCCUUUGGCCAAUUGAUGUAAUAUUGCUUCAUUGGCAUCCUCCCAUGACCCUCUACCACUGUGCCAAAUUUCACAUGGAUUGACCAAGUCAGGGAGGAGAAAAACACGGAACAGACACAGACAGAGUUUUCGUCAUUAUAUAGGAAGAUGUAAGUUUAAAAUUGACAAGUAGGAGUGUGUCUGAAGAUUUUUUUUCCCCAACCUUAAAUUGUUUGAAGAUGGGAAAAGUCAGUUGUUAUGGAUAUCUCACCUUAACCUGACCUCCUAACCACCUGUUAAUAAAUGGGACUUAACCCUGGCUCUAACCCUAAGUUAGCCCUCUUUUGAUUCAUUUCAUUAAUUCAUUCUUAUCAUAGUUUUAUAAUUUGUUGGGCUGCAAUUAAUAACAGAAACAGAAAGUACAGCUAUAUUGAGACAAAGACCUGUGCCAGUACAGUUUCAUCAGGGGCAUAUUAGUCCUCUAACCCAGUGGUUCUCAAAUGGUGUGCUGUGAUAAGAAUUCAGGUGUGCUGUGGGAUUUUUUUAAUAACCACACAUUAGUAUGGCAAUAUUCUAUUGUCUAUACAAGAAGUGAAUUCAUUUUUCAUCGGCUGUGUCAGUAUGUUGAGGCGAAUAACCUUGAUUUAAAUAACCUUCACUGGGAACCUGUUUGUCACCAUUCGCACAUGGGAAUUAUAAAUGUGUGACGUAUCAAAAGCUUUGAUUGGCAGCCAGUAUGAGGUAUCAUAUUAUUUUAAAGGACAAAGCAGUGAGUGGGACAAUAGAUUGCUUUAUUGUACGGAGCAAAUUACAACAAAGAUCCAGCGAUGACGACCUACCACUGCAAGAGAAGAGAAAAACUGUCAGUGGACAGUAUCAUGAAAGCUACCUGUCUUAAAUUGUGAUAAGAGUGAUACCACGUGUUCUAGAAGCUAUUGUGCACAGAUGUAAAUACAGGUGUCUUGAGAUUUUGGUGUGCCCUUUAGGAUGCCUGGGCACAACAAGUUUGAAAACCCCUGCCCUAACCUGACCCAUGUCAUGUUAAGUGAGCUGGGGAACAUCUUUCUCAGGCUCUCAUAAUGUGCUAUAAGAGUUGGGUACAUGGGACCCUUUAUCAUGUUCCCAUAUAAAUCUGGGGAACAUAAAAAUGACCGUGAAACGACUCACCUGGCUCUGUCUAAAGGAGACAAACUCCAGCUGCCAGCACCUCUGAAGCUCAGUGAUUAAAUUACAUCUUGUUUUAAUCCGUGCAAAAAAAAGGAAGUGUAAAAUUGACUUUUUAUUUUUUGUAACAGAAGGUUAGUGCCAGGGUGUAGUGACUUCAUGGAGAUGACAAAACAAAGAGGAUAUAUCUCUCUGCAAGACAGCAAAUAGGCUUGAUUCCCAAAAUGUCAAACUAUUCCUCAAAGUGAAACCUGACACACGUCUCCCCUCCUUUAAUUCUAAUCUGUCUCAAAGUGUUAGACAUUAACAGUGGCUCUGUGUGCUCACCAUGCACACACCUUAUGCAAAUAACAUGCAUGCUCCACGGUGGCUGGAUGACUGUGCUCACCACUCCCAGCCCCACUAUUCAUGGGUGACCACACACACAUACUGGUGUGUGCUGCAGACAGUGGAUUUGGGUGUUAGGUGUCCGUUAAAACAGGACAAGAUCAAAUUAAAGCCAAACCUGUUUCAGCAUGUUAGCCACACUGUUAUGAAACCAGCUUUGCUUUUGUUUACUGUGUAUUUAUUGCUCUUUGUUUCCUGUUUAAAACACAUCACGCUGAAUCAUGGUGUCCUCAUAUUAAGUGUCUCGUUUUCCGUGGUUGUCUAAAAAUAAACACGCAGCACACGUAUGGAAAAUGUUGUAUCUCAAUGCUUUGCUUGUCAGAUUAAGUGCUGAUAGAGAGGCGUGUGUUCAGUCAGGAGCAGGCAGCUCGAUGCCACAUGACUCGCUCACAUUCCUCACCACAACCAGGAUGCCAACCAGGAACUGAGCUUUCUGUUUGGAUUCCUCUGAAUGUGUAACAGACUCAUUAGACGGUCCAACCUGUUCACCAAGGUGACUGUGAACUCAGCUGCUCUGCACUGCCAACAUGUAAAAAUAAGUCAUUGUGUGCACACCUUCUAAUUAACUGAGAUGUAUAUUUAGAUCUAUUAAUUUUACAAACAGCUCAUUCUGUGGUAGCAUGCAGUGACAGGGUAGAGUCAGUUACAUGGCCUUAUUUAGACACUAAUAAAAUAUUUAAAUAUC
Epinephelus fuscoguttatus (brown-marbled grouper) is the source of this 4433-nucleotide messenger RNA. RefSeq names its product tetraspanin 13a (gene tspan13a). The transcript has 6 exons. Bases 145 to 765 code for a protein of 206 amino acids. Lineage: Eukaryota; Metazoa; Chordata; Actinopteri; Perciformes; Serranidae. The record is from RefSeq and is a predicted model, not a curated record. Gene Ontology annotation, cellular component: membrane.